Messenger RNA from Stegastes partitus (bicolor damselfish), 1068 nucleotides. RefSeq lists its product as uncharacterized. Bases 46 to 1011 code for a protein of 321 amino acids. The transcript has 3 exons. The record is from RefSeq and is a predicted model, not a curated record. Gene Ontology annotation, molecular function: catalytic activity. NCBI's taxonomy places the organism in Eukaryota, Metazoa, Chordata, Actinopteri, Pomacentridae.
AAGAAGAAGAAGACAGGUCGGUUUAAAAGCCUUUACUGCAACUUUAUGCUGUUUACACGGUUCAUUAGCAGAAGCAUGUCCUCCACUCUGUGUCGUCAUGUCGUCUGGGAGUCGGAGGGCCUGGUGGCCUACCUUCACCCCCGGCCCUGGACCCCGGGCUCCGUUAUUCUGGAGAGCAGCCGCCCCGGCAGCCCCGGGGGCAGCAUCUUCCACCUGCAGGAGGCAGAGUACUUGUCCUGGCUGUUGGGGGCGAGAGCCGUCGCAGAGCUGCUGUGUGAGCGGCUGGGGGUUCGGAGGUGUGCGUUGGUCAGCAGACCCCACAAGGACAGACCAGCUCAGAUCCGCGUCCUCCCCCUGCAUGGUCUGGAUGCAGAGUGGCGCCCUCACCUGGCUGGAGAAGAGGAGCACAACGCCCACGACCCGGGGUUCUGCACCUCCAAGACCGCCCCUCGAUGGAGCGAAUCCAGCCUUACUGAGAUCCAGACUAGGAUUCGAGCCAAGCUGCCCUCUCCCGACGCUCCACCUGAUCUGACCUUCCUCGGGGACGAUCCAGCUCACCCCGGCCUGUUCUCGCGUAUCGUCCGUGGGGAGGAGCAGCAGUGGCGGCUGUGGGAGGACGACGGCCACGUGGCCUUUCUCACUCCUUUCCCCAACUCUCCAGGGUUUACUGUGUUGGUUCCUCGGCGACCUUUGACUUCAGAUAUAUUCAGACUAGAAAAAGGGGACUAUGAAGACCUGGUGUUGGCUACGAAGAAGGUGUCGCGGCUCCUUGAGGAGGGACUGAGUGCCUGGGGGGUGGGCCUUAUUUUUGAGGGAUUUGAGAUUGACUAUGCUCACGCCAAACUGAUCCCACUGCUUCUACCUUCAUCGUCGGAGGCAGAAGAUGACGCCGCUAAACCACCAUCUCCCCAGUUUUACCCCACUUACCCCGGGUAUGUGAGUUCAGAAGAUGGACCUGAAGCCAGCUCAGACAGUCUCAAGGAGAUGCAGGCUAAAAUUACUCAGAGUUGAUGCUGUUACGCACAGUUUGGUUCCUACUGAAGCAACAAACAACAUGUUUCACUUUGU